UUUUUUUUUUUGGAGAACAGUUUUGGAAGUUCUUGGAUUGAAUUGAAUUUAUUUUUUAUAUAUGUGUUUGGUAAUGUUUUUUAUUAUUAUUUUGAGAGUUGAGAUCUGAAGCGAUUUUUUUUUGAAAGAGGUUUUAUUAUUUUUAUUAUUGUUAUUAUUAUUAUAGUUUUAUUUUGAUUAAGAUUGGGGGAAAAAGAGAGCUUGCGACGUCGGCGAAAAAUUGAAAAAAAAGAGAGAUGAAGAAAAAAGAUGAUAAAGAACAAUACUAGAAUGAUAUAAAGAUCAGAAAAAAGAAAAUAUUUAUGUUUCUUUUGAUAAUUAAAAAAAAGGUGAAAGAUCCAUUAAAAAAUAUAUAUAUAUAUAUAUGACCUGUGUUUACCGAACGAUUUUGUUACCAUUAUAAUUUUUUUAAUAGAAAGCAAAAUAUUAAUAAAAAUAAGAAUAAAAAAAAUAUAUAUAAAAAAGUGUUUGUUUAAUAAUUAUUGUGGAUUAGUGUUUAUCUCAGUGAAGUACAGUCUCUAAAAUCAGACAAAAAGGAUUACGUAAACAACUCUGGAAGUGAACUUUGACCUGACCUGUGACCUGGGUGACGUACAUGUGGUGGUGACCUGUCGGCGCGGUCGGGCAGGUGAUCAAUUGCUUUCGUUGCAAAAACCUCACAGGAUAUUAUUAGAUGUUUUAAUGUAUUACGCUCUUGAUGCAACAAUCAAAAAAGUUGUUUGAGUGAGGCAUAAAGAAAACGGAAAUAAAGCCUUAUUUCAUAGAAUAUAUUUUUUGGAAAAGAACCCAGUGAAUCGAGAAUCAAAACAAAUAUCAAUACCCCCCCAUCCCCCCAUUCAAAAAUAAUCCUACUACCCCCUAUACCCACCCCUUAAAAAAAAACAAAAAAUCAAAAACAAUCCCUUUAGAAAAAAAUCCAAAACCAGAAAAAAAACACAGUCAAUCAAAUCGAAAACCAACUAACCAAAACAAGACAAACAAACCCCUCACUUUUACCCCACCCACCCACCACCCACCCCCAAAAGGAAAAAGAAAAAAAAAGCAUCCCCAAGGAAAAUACUCGACCCAACCUGGAACCGCUCAAAGCCAUAAACAUUUUCCCUUACGCCUAUAAUCCCCUGUGUGUGUCGCCGGCGAGCGUCCUACAGUACCCCGUCAUGGAGUCUUUGAGUCCUACGCCCACGGCAGCCGUGGCGAUCACCGAGGCCUCCACCGUCGACGCCCUCCACCAGGAGAGAAUGGAAUACAUAAGGCAGUUAGUGCAGGAGAAGGAGUCCUUAGCGAACAACCCCGGCUGCGACGUCGCCAGGAGACUGAUCGAACAAGAACUAGAGAGAGUGCAGAGUGGCAGACGAAGCGAGGAGAAACGCGCAGUCGAAGUGACCAAAGAAAAAUCUAUCAAGGUCACAGUCAAGGUGCUGGUGCCGACGAGGGAACACCCCAAGUUCAACUUCGUGGGCAAGCUCCUGGGGCCGAAGGGCAACUCGCUCAAACGCCUUCAGGAGGAGACGAUGACCAAGAUGGCGAUCCUGGGCCGCGGCUCCUUCAGGGACAAGGCGAAGGAGGAGGAAUUACGCAAGAACCCCGACCCUAAGUACGGCCACCUUCAGGAGGAUCUGCACGUGGAGGUCACCGCGCACGCCCCCCCUGCCGAGGCCUACGCCAGGAUCGCCUACGCCCUCACAGAGAUCCGCCGGUACCUGGUGCCGGACCACAACGACGAGAUCCGGCAGGAGCAGAUGCGCGAGAUGCAGAUCCUGAACGGGCGCCCCAGCAUCCCCGGCGCCGAAGGAACGGAGAACCACACAGAUUCCUCCGGCUCGCUCUCCCCUCCGAACUCCCUCUCCCCCCCUCCCCCCGGCCCCGUCAAGAUCCCCUCCGCCCACCAGAUGGCCGCCCAAGCUGCUGCUGCUGCCGCUACGCCCGUGGCGCCCGCGCUCCUCACCCACCCGGCCAUGAGGGGCCUCACGCGCGCCCAGAUGGGACUCCUCACCGCAGGCGCCCCUGUUCCAGGGAUGCCCGCCCCAGCUGUUCCCGGCGCCAUGAUUGGUAGGUUCCCCACCCUCCUGCCCCUCGGCUCCGUCACACCCAUGGCACACCCAACAGCUCGCAGGACCGCCUUAGACCUCCUGGGCAAGGCAAGGGACCCAAAUGGAGAUCCCAUUAUGCUGGCCACCGUUCCUUCUGGGCCUCUGAAUGCUACUCCCGUGAACCCUGUGACUCCGACAACCACCACCACCAUCACUACACCUACCUAUCUCGCACCUGAUCAGUACACAGGCUACAGCUUGACAGUUGGUAUGCCACUCUACGAGGAGUACGCAGAUAUGACCAGCAUCCAGACGGAGUAUGACGGAUCCACCACCAUCGUGAACGACUCAGAUAAGAAGGACGGUGGUUUGAAAGCAGGAGCACAGGUCGCGCGCGGACGUUUUCGCCACGAACCCUACCGCCGCCUGCCCGUGAACGUUCCAGCCUAAACGUUUGUCGGGGGUCACCUUACAAAGUACAUGUUUCGUGCUCUUAGCGUGUGUUGAAGCGGCUGGGCUGGGGAGAGCUAGCUGGUUGGUCGGCUCCGAGGAAGAGGAAGAGGAGGUGGUGCUGAGUUUGGUGUUGUGAGAUAUGGUGCGUCGAGAGGCGUUUUGUGUUUUUUUUUUUCGUUUUAUUUUUUUUGGAAGAGGAAGAGGAAGAAAUCAAGGAUAGAGUAGGUGGAGAAGGAGGAAGAUGAGAUGAAGAGAUGUGAGAGAGAGAGAGAGAAAAAAAGAAAGAAACUUGAGAUAAAAGAAAAUAUGUUUUUUUAAUGGAAAAAAAGAAGGAAAAAAAUAAUCUUUUGGCUUGUAGAAAACUGGAAGUGAUGCUUCAUUUUCCUUGGAGAAGAAGAAAAAAAAGAAGAAAAGUUGGAUAUAGAUGUUUGUGCCGCCAUUCUCACGAAAAUCAGUGGAUAAGAAGA
Molecule: messenger RNA, 2950 nt
Organism: Penaeus indicus
Lineage: Eukaryota; Metazoa; Arthropoda; Malacostraca; Decapoda; Penaeidae
Product: KH domain-containing, RNA-binding, signal transduction-associated protein 2-like
Exons: 9
Coding region: 1158-2480 (440 amino acids)
Biological process (GO): regulation of alternative mRNA splicing, via spliceosome
Cellular component (GO): nucleus
Molecular function (GO): mRNA binding
Source: RefSeq, a predicted model, not a curated record